GUGAGAGAGACACGAGAGAGGGAGAGAGAGCGCGAGCAGGACGCACACGGAUACACAAACACGCGGGAUCUCCCCCCCCCCCCGAAUCCAGGCCCCACUGUGAGGGAGCAGAGGAGGAAGGGAAAGGGAGGCACGUUGCUAAUUGGUUAACCUGCUCCUCGUUUGUGCACAGGCAGCAGCAGCCUGCAUGUUGCACAGCUGUGGGUCCCUCUGUGUGUGUGUGUGUGUAUGUGUGUCUACAGGUAGCAGCAGCAUCAGGGAGAGAGCAAGCAACUCAACUGCAGCAGCUGCACUGGCUCGGAUUUGGGAGGCGAUCGCUCACUUUGCCGACGGAUGUAUAGCUAGGAAAGAUUUAUCCAGCCGUCCCGUUUGUGCUCUUUUCAUGCAUUUUUCCAGUGUGGCGUUUUUGCUUCUAAAUCUCCCUCGGAAUUUUGUAUUUUGCAUCAGUUUUUUGCAUUCCUGCUAGGAAAUCCGUGGAUACGUCUUGCUUGCCAAGUUUGUAGUGACACCUCUCUGAUUGCCCCCUCCCCCUUUUGUUGGAUAUAUUACAGUACCCGUUUGUAUAUAGACAGAUAUAUGUUUCUGCCUCUUUCAAGCAAAUUGGAAUUCUUUGGGGAGCGAAUGGAUACUGAAGAGGACAGUCAUAACAUUCUUCUUUUGAGCCUAUAAAAGAGGCGCAUGACGAAAUUGCUUAAAUUCAGCCAUCAAUUUAGCUUCACGUUGAGUACCUCGAAGUAUUUAUGGUUGCAGCUCAGGUGCAAACGAGGAGUAGUGAUAAGGAUAUAGACCUGCAGCUAAUUGGAUUUGAUUUAUAAGAGGGAAAUCUGCAGUAAAUGGCCACUCUCUGCAUAUUGCUACUAUGGAAAACAGAAUUGUCAAUAGGAUGUAAUCUGAUAAAUAGUGCUGUGUGAAGAUGCUGCUUCAAUAAGUGUGAAAUCAAUGGAAGACACUUGCCGUGUGAAAAGCCUUUUGAGAUUUUUCUGACAGGCUCAUAUUUAGGAAACUUGAUCCGUUUCUUGCGGUUGCCCUGUUUUUACACAAGUGGAUACAAAUAAGAUUGCUUCAUUGUAGCUAUACAACUAAUGUGGGACCAUGGCCCUUCCAAGAUCCGUGUGGCUGAACUGCGUAUGGAGAGCGAUGAUGGUCCGUCUGUUACACAUGGGAUUGGAUGCCACUUUCGUUCUUUGCAUACUUGGAUUUUUGCUUCAUGCUGCAGCUGUGUCCUCACAAAAAUUGGAUGAUAUUGACCCACUCGUGAUCACCAACUUUGGCAAGAUAAGAGGGAUUAAGAAGGAACUUAAUAAUGAAAUUUUGGGGCCUGUUGUUCAGUUUCUUGGGGUUCCGUAUGCUGCCCCACCAGUAGGAGAGCAUCGCUUUCAACCUCCUGAACCUCCAUCUCCCUGGUCAGAUGUCAAAAAUGCUACUCAGUUUGCUCCAGUGUGUCCGCAGAACAUUAUAGAAGGCAGAUUGCCUGAAGUCAUGCUCCCUGUGUGGUUUACUAAUAACUUGGAUGUAGUUUCUACCUAUGUACAAGAUCAGAAUGAAGACUGCCUCUAUUUAAAUAUAUAUGUCCCAACUGAGGAUGGUCCCCUUACAAAGAAACAGACAGAUGAUUUAGGUGAUAAUGACGGUGCUGAAGAUGAAGACAUUCGGGACAGUGGGGGACCUAAGCCAGUGAUGGUGUAUAUUCAUGGAGGGUCCUACAUGGAAGGCACUGGAAAUUUAUAUGAUGGCAGUGUUCUGGCAAGUUAUGGCAAUGUGAUAGUCAUCACAGUCAACUAUCGCCUUGGGGUACUUGGUUUCUUGAGUACUGGGGAUCAAGCAGCAAAAGGAAACUAUGGCCUCCUUGAUCUAAUCCAGGCUUUGCGAUGGACUAGUGAAAAUAUUGGGUUCUUUGGUGGUGACCCAUUAAGAAUAACUGUUUUUGGAUCCGGUGCAGGUGGUUCAUGCGUCAAUCUGUUGACUUUAUCCCAUUAUUCUGAAGGUAACCGUUGGAGCAAUUCAACCAAAGGACUUUUUCAAAGAGCAAUAGCUCAAAGUGGAACAGCUCUCUCCAGCUGGGCAGUUAGUUUCCAACCUGCAAAAUAUGCCAGGAUGUUGGCUACAAAAGUUGGUUGCAACAUGUCAGACACUGUAGAAUUGGUAGAGUGUCUACAAAAGAAGCCUUAUAGAGAACUUGUGGACCAGGACAUUCAACCAGCACGAUACCACAUAGCCUUUGGACCAGUAAUUGAUGGUGAUGUGAUACCAGAUGAUCCUCAGAUAUUGAUGGAACAAGGAGAAUUCCUCAACUAUGACAUCAUGUUGGGAGUUAACCAAGGGGAAGGUUUAAAAUUUGUUGAAAAUAUAGUUGAUAGCGAAGAUGGCAUAUCAGCUAGUGAUUUUGACUUUGCUGUUUCCAAUUUUGUUGAUAAUUUAUAUGGAUACCCUGAAGGCAAAGAUAUAUUGAGAGAAACUAUUAAAUUUAUGUAUACUGACUGGGCAGACCGACACAAUCCGGAGACAAGAAGGAAAACUCUGCUAGCUUUGUUUACUGAUCACCAGUGGGUUGCACCAGCAGUGGCUACAGCAGAUCUUCAUUCGAAUUUUGGAUCGCCUACAUACUUCUAUGCCUUCUACCAUCAUUGCCAAACAGAUCAGGUACCUGCUUGGGCAGAUGCAGCCCAUGGGGAUGAGGUUCCUUAUGUACUGGGAAUCCCUAUGAUUGGUCCUACUGAAUUAUUUCCCUGUAAUUUCUCCAAAAACGAUGUUAUGCUAAGCGCAGUGGUGAUGACAUACUGGACUAACUUUGCAAAAACUGGUGACCCAAAUCAACCAGUCCCACAAGAUACAAAAUUCAUUCAUACUAAACCCAAUCGUUUUGAGGAAGUAGCAUGGACCAGAUACUCUCAGAAAGACCAACUGUAUCUUCACAUUGGAUUAAAACCACGAGUGAAGGAACAUUACAGGGCCAAUAAAGUGAACCUGUGGCUGGAACUGGUACCUCAUCUGCACAAUCUUAACGACAUUUCACAGUAUACCUCGACCACAACUAAAGUGCCAUCAACAGAUAUUACUUUCAGACCAACAAGGAAAAAUUCUGUACCUGUUACUUCAGCUUUUCCUACAGCCAAACAAGAUGAUCCCAAACAACAACCAAGUCCAUUUUCAGUGGAUCAAAGGGACUAUUCCACAGAGUUGAGCGUUACUAUUGCAGUUGGAGCAUCUUUGCUAUUCCUAAACAUUUUGGCCUUUGCAGCAUUGUACUACAAAAAGGACAAGAGGAGACAUGAUGUUCAUAGGAGAUGUAGCCCACAGCGUACUACUACCAAUGAUCUUGCCCAUGCACAAGAAGAGGAGAUAAUGUCCCUCCAAAUGAAGCACACUGACUUGGAUCAUGAAUGUGAAUCCAUCCAUCCACAUGAGGUGGUUCUUCGGACCGCCUGUCCCCCAGACUACACACUAGCUAUGAGAAGGUCUCCUGAUGAUAUUCCCUUAAUGACACCCAACACCAUUACAAUGAUUCCCAACACUAUACCAGGGAUUCAGCCCCUACACACAUUCAAUACCUUUACUGGAGGACAGAAUAAUACUCUGCCCCAUCCCCACCCCCACCCCCAUUCACAUUCAACAACCAGGGUAUAGCCAGACAAGAUGAAACAAACUUUAUUUUUUUUGAUGGAUUACAGUAGGUGACAUUACUGAAUAUUACUUGGCUUUCAUCCUACAAGACUCUUACUAUUUAAAUAUGGAGGAAUAUUAUGUGAAUAUACAUAUCAAGAACUUUUGGAGUUUUGAAAAAAAAUGAAUUGUACAUAUAUACAAAUGAACUUAAAAAAAACAACUUUGCAAUUGCUUGAAGCAAUUGUCCUGAAUGAUACUUUUUCAUUCACAUUCAACUAUUAAUUUUUGAAGAUUUAAGUUACAUAAUGGAAUUAGGCAUGUGCAACACAAACAGAAAAGAACUCUGACUGAAAUUUUAAAAAAAAUCUAUAAAUAUGCACAAGGGACACACUAAUGGAAUGUCAGAUAAUUUUCACCAAUUUUUAUUUGGAACUGUUUUAUUGUGUAGUCCAUAUUUACAUAUUUGGAUAAGUACACAAAGCACCAAUGCUGUUAAGGCCUUAGUAGGGGGCUCAUGCUGAAAUCUGCCAGUCAAACAAAGAAGUUUUAAAGCCUGGCAGGUACAACAUUAUCACAUAAGUGCUGUCAGUAUAAAAGUUGUGGGAAUAAAGGAAACUGGAUAUUUUUAGCACGAUGUGCAUGAUAAUUUAUAUGCUUGGUGGCUGUGCUGCUGAUUAAGCCGUAAUUAAAAUUCUUCUCAUCCCAUUGGAGUUUUUAAUAGAAGCUUCCUCCAUCAAUUGGCACAACCUAAAGAAGAUUUUUUUAAAGGGGCAAAAGUAAUUACAGUAAAAUAAUUCACAGUAGCUUCAGUAAUAGAAGGAAUUACAGUAGUUCUUAAAGGUAUUUGAUGGUAUUCUCGGUAUAUAGGGGUGAACACUCACUGAGUGAAUCCCAGAGGGAAAAAUAUCUUUCUCUGUUUUUAAUGUUCUCUUUCGUUUCCACCUAAAUAAUUUAUAGAACUAUAACCUUAAUGGAACCUCUUUGAUGAAGGAUUUAUAAUUUGCUGUGGUUUAGUUACAAUAUAUUUAGUUCAUAUUGGUAAGAUAAAGUGUGUCCAAAGAUUUCAUUGCAAGGAUAUUUUUGCAGUAUAAAGAUGCCCCAACAUUAUCACUCUGAUUACAGCUCUGUUAUUGUUUUAACUCAUGGUGCAUGUGACAAAGUUUACUGCUAAUAUUUUAAUGUAAAGUUAUUUCCCUUUUUGCUAUACAUUAUCAUUACCAUUCAAGUGAAUUCACUGGAUGAGAUCUCUAUAGAGUGCAAAUGUAGAUAGAGAAGAUCCAUAACGAUGGAGAGAGCCAACAAAUGGAAAUUUUUAAACCUGAAUCUUACAUUUGUUUGUGUGAUUUUAAAUGAAUGGUCUAAAAUCACAAGAAACUCUUCAUUCCCCUGUUGUUUUCCAGAAACGGCAUAUCACGGUCCUUUCAAAAUGUUUGUAUAUGUAAUCAGAUGUACAUUUAUAUAAAAAAAUGAGAUGGACUUAAGAGCACAUCCCUGAUAAAUACUUUCUCUUACCUGUACUAUAUUUCUAUUAGACUAAAGUUAUGUGAUUUUUUUUUACAUUUUUUCAAAUUACUAGCAAUUUUGAUAGUUUGUAAGAUAAUGCAAAGAACUCUCUCUGACAAACUAACUGCAGUAACAGAAACAUUUCUUUUCAGUUACUCUUUUUCAAGAAUGAAAGCUUAUUACACACACAAAAAAAUUGUAUACUACUUGAUGAAAAAUUACUUUGUACUUCUUGGCCAUAUUACUGGUCACUGAGUGAAAUAAAGAUAAUCUGGAUAACAAAUAUUAUUCCAAUGCUAAGAGAUCUGAUCUUUGCUCAUUAAAGAGCUAAAAUGUUUAUUGCUGUUUUGUCAUUUUUUAAUGAAGUAAUGGUAACUGUCUCAAAUAAAGAGUCAUUUCUUAGACUAGUCUGGUUUUUGAAGACAUGGAUAUGCCUUCUACAGAUAAUACAACUGCAUAUUUAUAGGCCAAUCCUACCUAAAACAGUUCCUUAUAAAAAUCAUGACACUGUGAAUGUAUAAUGUCGCAGUGUUACAUUAAUUACCACUACCCACUAACUUGCCAUAAUUUUCAGCCAGAAGUAAGAUUUAAAAAUACAUACAUCAAAUUUAGAAAAGGCAAGGAACAGAUAAAUAUGCAGUAUUCCAUGAAAUGAAACUCACCUGGUUCACACUGUGAGGGUGAUUAAACUUUCAUAAAAUGAUGUUACUAGAAAGUUACCCUUCAAAGUGUGUUUAAGAACAUCAAAUAGACUUCAAAAGUGACACUGAAAACAAAACAACAAAAACCACUGCAGUUUCAGUCAUUUUCUUUAGCUAAACUAAUAAAAAAUAUACACUAACAAUUAAUAUAAUAUAGAUUAUCAUCCCCAGUUUUAAAAGGAGCAUUUUUGGUAGAAGCAUAAAGAUUGAAGUCUUCAAAAUCCAGGAUGGUCUAUGUGCAAUUUCUGCCUGAUGUGGUUGUGCUUUUAGACUGUGACCUGCCAAUGUAAACCAAUAAAAAGAAUUGUCUGCCAUCUGAUAAUUAUUGUUUAAUAGGAAGAUUGUAUUUUGCUAUGUUAAUGAAACAAAACAAAACAAACAAAACCAUGAAUGGCCAUAAAACAAGAUAUACACAAAAUAUGAUUUCAUGUGCUUUUCUUAACUUUAUCAAACUCAACAUAAUUUUCUACUAUAAUUUAAUGGUGGCCAUAUCUAUAUCUAUAUAUCUCUAUAUACAGUAUCUGGUAAUUGUUUACUUUUACUAGUUCAGAAAUAAAUGAUUGAGGUAAACCAAG
Molecule: messenger RNA, 6382 nt
Organism: Chelonia mydas (Green sea turtle)
Lineage: Eukaryota; Metazoa; Chordata; Testudines; Cheloniidae
Gene: NLGN1
Product: neuroligin 1
Exons: 7
Coding region: 1093-3624 (843 amino acids)
Biological process (GO): modulation of chemical synaptic transmission; postsynaptic membrane assembly; neuron cell-cell adhesion
Cellular component (GO): synapse; postsynaptic specialization membrane; cell surface
Molecular function (GO): signaling receptor activity; neurexin family protein binding
Source: RefSeq, a predicted model, not a curated record